Stylonychia lemnae is the source of this 2673-nucleotide messenger RNA. NCBI's taxonomy places the organism in Eukaryota, Ciliophora, Spirotrichea, Sporadotrichida, Oxytrichidae. The record is from the annotation of a GenBank genome assembly.
AUGUAUUCGUACCCCUAAAGCUAAAGAGUGUCAAAAUUUUAAAAGCUCAAGGGACUAUUUUUGACAUGUUCGAGCAUUACUAGAGCAGUCUUAGGAGAACCAGCAAGCAUUUUCUCAUUUUAGAUGACUUAAUAAAAGCAAGAUUAAAAAAAUCAAAGAGGAAGCAACAGUCAAAAUAGUUAGGAUGCUAUGAUAAAUAAUGUUAAAGUAAGGCCAGUUCUUAAAGUCGAUUCAAAUCUUGAAGCAUCCAGUGAUAGUCUUUACAAAGCAUCAUUUGCCAACAUUCCAGAUGAAAAUUUACUCAUUGUAAUAGUCCUCCCAUUUUUAGUGCCAGAUAGUAUUGUUAAAGCUGUUGCAGUAGAAGCCAAAUCGUACUUGGACUAAUUAAUGAAGGCAGGAUUUAUUAAUGUGAUAGAUACAAGGCCAAACGAUCUCUCAAAAAUCAAUAAUAGACUCAAUCAAAUAUUUUCAACUCUGUUUUAUCAAAACUAGUUACUAGCCUUACAGAAUAUGAUUAGUGACUCUGCUUUUGCUGGUAGUCCACUUGGGGUGACACCUUUAGCUCUACCCACAGUUUUGCAAUCAUAGGAUAGGUAGCAUAAAUAGCCAAUUGUUCAAUUAAAUCUCUCUGAGAAACUACUAUUGGAUGCAAGUGAAUUUUUAAACGCUGUAUAUGAUGACAUGUCUUCAAUCAAUGAACUCUUGACUUUAAAAGAUUAGACUCUUCUGAUAGAAGGAUGUGCAAUGUUUUAUAGAGGAUUCCAAGUAGUUAAUUCUUUAGAAGCCGUGUAUCUUAAGCCUCUCAUAAGAAUAAUCAAUAUCAAUGAUAUGUUUGAGAGAUCUAAUUCAUCAUCAGAGGAAACUUUAAUUGAUUACUUUUAUCUAAGAAGUAAACUAUCAAAGAAAUAAAAGUACCUUUAGAGGCAUGAUAAAGAUUAAGAGGACAUAUAGGAGUAAGAUGAUAUUCAUGAUUUGUCAGCAGAUCUAAGCUUAGAAGCUGAUGAUGACUAUAUUCAUCAUGUUAUAGAAUAAGGAAAUUAUGUGAAGCUUGAUGAAGAGAGUAAGGAUGGCUUAAAAGCCUAGGCUGCAAAGAAAAGCAGGGAUGAUUCAGAUGAUGAUGAUGACGAAGAUGAGGAAGAAAAGCGAGAGUCAAUUGCCUCCACUACCCCUAAUGUAGUCCCAAAGGCUGCAAGUGCACUUAAUGCCAAUACUUAAGUUGACAUAGAGCUUAAGAAACUGUUAAAUGAAAUAGAAAUCAAAUUUAGAAAAGAUGAAAGUGCUGAAGUUAGAGAGAAAAGAUCUAGGAAGAAGAGAGAUCAAAAUAAGACUAAAAAGCUUGCUACCAUUGUCGGUAGAGGUUAACUUAUCGUAGGUGUGGUUUGUCAUGUGCUCGGGGAUGAUAAUACUGGAGAGUUUGAUCCGUAUUUUGUUGAACGAAUUAAGAAUGCUAUGCAAAUAAUGAUAGACAAGCAUUUCUUGGAAGUAAUCGAGAACGACAUAAGCGAGAAUAAUACAUUUAAUACUAAGAUCCAGGCAUAAGAAGAACCUAAAAAAGAUUCUAGAGCUCCCAGGUCUUCCAGUUUGGGUCAUAGUAACAUUGAAAUUUUAGAGUCAAGCAGAAGAUUUACAGAUAAAAAAAAGAACCAAAUAUUUUAGGAUCCAAAUAUGCCUCAGUAAGCAAAUGAUUUUAUGAAUAAAUAAGGGACUUCAUUUGGCUUGAAAAAGAAUGAGUAUCUCUCAAAUCAAAGGACUCUUUAAACUAAUAUGGACUCUCCAGGACAACAAGAAAAAAGAGCGAGUUAAAAGCAGUCUACUAACAUCUUGAACUAAAUUGAUAAUGAAUUCAGAUUAGCGACAAUCAGCAUGCAUUAGAUCUAGGGUCAUUAAAGAAAGAGAAGUGGCUCAGUCACAGGCAACAAAAGCCUAUAAGAAAACAAGAGCAAACUACAAUAAAUUCAAAAUCAAAAAGGCUAAGGUUCAUCUAUUAUAAAGAUUUAGCCCAUUCUAGAUAAUAUAAGUGGAGUCAAAAUCUAUCAUUACGCCUUAUUGAACAAUGCCUAUGCUUCUAUCCUAUCUAAAAAUCUUUUGAGUUCAAUUAUUCCAUCUCUCAAAGAGCAGGCAGAUCCUCAACCAGUCCUUGAAGAAAAAGCUGAAUCAAUAGAUGAUAUCAUGGACUAUAUAGAAAGUCAACUAAAUACAAAUGUGAUCAUUAUUCAAUUAAUCUAUUUAUAGCAAAUAAAGCAACUCAAGUAGAAGUUCUAUAACAGCUCUGGCUCAUAAAUUUUCAAAGUUUAUGAAUAAGGAUUGCAAGUAGACUUGCCUGUUUAUAACUAGCUAACAAGGCAAUCAAUGACUAGUAUUUGGAUUGUUUGCAAAGUACUUACCAUAAAUCAAGAACUUAAAACUGAGAACUUAGGGUCAAGCUUAAAUCUUUAAAAUGGUUAAGAUGAAGAUGAACAAUUCUAAAAAUUUGAAAGAAAUCUUAAAAAGGAAUAAAGCCAAAGUAAAUGCAAAACUGAUUUGGAUGAUUAUAAGUUCUUGUUCUUAGCCUAUGAAAACGACAUUAUAACUACAUAAAGAGACGCAAAAGGGAAUCUAGUUAAGGAUUAUGAGAGCUCUUAUUAAAACAUUAGCAAUAUAGCAUAUAAGCUUUCAGUGCUAAAUUUCUUCUGA